UCUCGUAGCGUGAAUGUCGAGACGAGCUUUCGUUAGGAAAGAAUCGUGGUGGAAAAACACGGCACGAUUUACCCCGUCGUUUACCUGACUUUUCAAUCCCAUUGUACCAGUGAUCGAAGAUCAAGAAAAGAGUGGCGUACCAUCGCAGAAACAUUUCAGGACAGCGGAACGGCACGUCGUUGAUUGAAUUAACGACAGAGCUGUAACUCUGGUGCAUUAGCGUCGCACAACGACCGGGAAACCCGCGACACUGAUGACAAUGCAAGACUGGAAACAACGACAGUGAAAGAUGGUGGACAAGGAAGACUUGGGUAUAACGAAGGCAAAGGCCCCACCGCCGCUGAAUCUCAGCGAGGCGAUCGAGGAUGAAGUGCUGAACCAAAAGACUGCUAGAAUCCUUAAGAAUGAUCUUCUUCUACACGAGGCUGUGAUAAAGAACGAAGCGGACACCGUUCGUAAAGUACUUAAGGAGACUGUUGACGUAGAUUCCAGAAAUAAUUAUGGUCGUGCUCCAAUUCAUUGGGCAGCGUCUCGAGGAAACACAGAAAUUAUUGAAAUGUUGAUACAAGCCAAAUGCGAUAUCGAAGCGAGAGAUAAGUAUGGAAUGCGCCCUUUACAUAUGGCCGCUCAACACGGACAUCGUGACGCGGUGAAGAUGCUGAUCAAUGCCGGAGCUAAUGUAUCCGCGAUUAACAAGAAACAGCAUACGCUGUUAAUGUGCGGUGCUCGCGGCAGCAAUGUAGCCGUGGUGGAGUAUCUCGCGGAAGCGGUAGAAUCGUUAAACGGAGAGGCCACCGAUUCCACCGGUGCAACUGCCCUUCAUCAUGCAGCCAUCGCCGGACAUCCCGCGGUGAUUACCGCGCUUGCAAACAUCCCGCGGAUCGUGCUGGACGCUACAGACAAAAAAGGACAAACACCGAUGCAUUGUGCCUGCGCCGAGGAGCAUUUGGAGGCAGUUGAAGUUCUCAUAGGAUUAGGGGCAAAUGUAGAUGCCCAGGAUAACGAUGGCAAUACUCCGCUUCACGUAGCUACCAGAACGAGACACACAGGAAUUGCGCAAUUAUUAUUAAAAGCCGAAGCGAAUACCGAGCUAAUUGACGCGGAGGGCUUCACUCCUCUUCACGUCGCCGCAAGCCAAGGAUGCAAAGGAAUACUCGAUUCCAUGAUUCAGCAUGGAGCGGAUAUUAACAAGCAGUGUAAGAACGGUAACACACCUCUGCAUCUGGCUUGCCAAAACAACGAAGUAGAAACGGUAGAGAUAUUAAUUAAUAAAGGCGUCGAUCUCAACUGUUUGAAUCUGAGAUUGCAAUCACCCAUACAUAUCGCAGCAGAGAUGGGACAUACGGAUAUUUGUGAAUUACUUCUUGCAGCAGGCGCAAAUAUUGAGCAAAAGGAACAGAGCGGCCGUACGCCACUUUACAUCGCGGCGAGGGGCAGUUUCACGGCCAUCGUCGACAUGAUCAUUAAAACCGCCAGAUUGGAUUACCCGACCCCGGAAAUCUCUAAUUCUGACAAAGAGGUUCGAGAAUUGACUCCGGCGCGAAGAUGGUGGAGAGAAGGAUCGCGCGGUGGUAGCAUUUCUAGUAACAACGGUCGUCUUUCCGAACAAAUUCGAUCCAUUUUUUGGAAAUUGGCCUACAAGCAGCUGGCACCUGGUGAUUGGAAAAAAUUAGCCUUUCAUUGGGCCUUCACCGCCGAACAGAUCAGAGCUAUCGAGCAUCAGUAUACCGCCCGAAUUAUAGGUCCCUCGAGCUACAAGGAGCAUGGAUUUCGAAUGUUAAUGAUCUGGGCCUCCGGACUGAAUCCAGACGUAUCACUGAUAAAAGAGCUCUGUGAAGCUUUGUCAGCGGUGGACAAAAAAGCAGUCGCUGAUUCCAUUCGCAAACAGAUGGAACAAGGAAACGACGAUAAAGCGAAAUCGAAAGGGCAACGAUGUCACAAAUGCUCCAUUACAUGAAUAUCUACAAGUGCCAAGCUCACACGUAAAUUCUACAUAUAUACAAAGAGUAAUGAAAGAAAUUUAAUGAAAGAAUAUUGUAAUUUAUGACAUAAUAACUGUUGUUGUUGAAAGCUUCCCGCAUUAUAAUGGGGAGAGUUCAACGAACUUGGCAAAAGCCAUUAACGAAGGAUUUAUGACAAAGGUUAAAAAAGUACAUGUUGUAUAAUACUUUUUGUACUAAUGAUAUUUUACGCAACAUUACGUAAAUUUUUAGAAUACAAACAACGAUUAUAAUUUAUGAUGCAGAUAUCGCUAUUAUUUCAAAACUAAGAAUUUCUUUACGAAAGAUCGGAUGUGUAUAAUUCGAUAAAUUUUAUAUACUUUAGUAUACGCGAAUUUAA
This is a messenger RNA of Pogonomyrmex barbatus (red harvester ant), 2340 nucleotides long. RefSeq lists its product as uncharacterized. Lineage: Eukaryota; Metazoa; Arthropoda; Insecta; Hymenoptera; Formicidae. Gene Ontology annotation, biological process: signal transduction. Gene Ontology annotation, molecular function: protein binding. The record is from RefSeq and is a predicted model, not a curated record.